Molecule: messenger RNA, 622 nt
Organism: Ornithorhynchus anatinus (platypus)
Lineage: Eukaryota; Metazoa; Chordata; Mammalia; Monotremata; Ornithorhynchidae
Gene: SNRPD3
Product: small nuclear ribonucleoprotein D3 polypeptide
Exons: 4
Coding region: 118-498 (126 amino acids)
Biological process (GO): RNA processing; spliceosomal snRNP assembly
Cellular component (GO): precatalytic spliceosome; U4 snRNP; commitment complex
Molecular function (GO): RNA binding
Source: RefSeq, a predicted model, not a curated record
GGCGGGAAGGAAGGAGCGGCUUCCGGCGCGCGGGGCAGGCUGGGAGCGGGAAGGCCGCCAUUCCGCCUCACGCCGUCCACCUACAGCCGUCGGAGCCGCGCAGCAGCCACCUCCAAGAUGUCCAUCGGAGUACCGAUUAAAGUCCUGCACGAGGCAGAGGGUCACAUCGUCACAUGUGAAACGAACACCGGUGAAGUGUACAGGGGCAAGCUCAUCGAGGCCGAGGAUAAUAUGAAUUGCCAGAUGUCGAACAUAACCGUAACGUAUAGAGAUGGUCGAGUAGCACAGUUGGAGCAAGUAUAUAUUAGAGGCAGCAAGAUCCGAUUCCUCAUCUUGCCAGACAUGUUAAAAAAUGCUCCCAUGUUGAAGAGUAUGAAAAAUAAGAAUCAAGGCUCGGGAGCUGGACGAGGGAAAGCGGCGAUUCUCAAAGCCCAAGUGGCAGCAAGGGGAAGAGGACGAGGCAUGGGACGUGGAAAUAUUUUCCAGAAACGAAGAUAAUGGAUUGCCGUUAGGAACUUUUUUCUCUUUUAGGAUUUCUGUGCUAAGUUUCAUUUGAUGACCUCUUUCUGUUCGGUGAACAGUACUUUUAAAUAAAUUUGUUUUUGAGAAAAUAAGGAACACA